UCAUCGCGAUUGUGUGCAACUAGACAGAAAAAGUGUUAAAUCUUGGCGCAAAAAAUUCGCUCAAGUUCAGCGUCAUGCACGCAUGUGAUGAUUGCACGGAUAAAACUCCGAAAAGUCGUAAAAUGAUUUUUUAUUACCACCCGGGUCAUCGAUUCAAAUUACUAUCUCUACUACUACUAUAAGAUGAAAACGCAUCUUGGAUUUUGAUUUAUUUCGUGUCUCUAACUUUACUCGAGAGUGCUAAAUACAUUUUUUUCAUUUUUUUCAUUUUUUGUGUUUUUUAUUAUUAGUUAAUGGAGAUUAGUGAUUGUCAGACAUUACUCUGGACUGCUUCAUUCUGCCGAUUGUUAUUAUAUAAAAGUUCGUGGCACUUUUUAAGAUAACGUUGAUUUUGGUGCAAAAUUUGUGAAUUUAAAAGAAUGGCACUGGAAUUUUUCGCUGGGAGUCUUGGAGGAUGCGCUGGUGUGCUAAUUGGACAUCCAUUCGACACGAUAAAAGUACAAAUACAGAAUUCUACUUCGAAAUAUUCAAAUUCACGUGAUUGUAUACGCAAGUUAUACACACGCGAAGGCAUCCAGUUUUUCCGUGGAAUGACAAGUCCAUUAGCUGCAGUUGCUGGAAUCAACGCAAUCGUUUUCAGUAUCUACGGACAAACACAGAAAUGUUUCAAUGAUCCAAACGCAUAUAAAACACAUUUAUCCGGUGCUUGUGCUGGUUUCUUUCAAAGUGUGAUUGCGUCACCGAUGGAAUUGGCAAAGGUGCGAGUACAAGUUCACAACACAGUUGGUCCUUUGGAAUGUAUACGUCAUAUUUAUCACUCAGAAGGAGUGAAUGGUGUUUUCCGUGGGUUGACAAUGACAGUACUUCGAGAUGUGCCAAGUUUUGCUUUGUAUUUCCUAACCUAUGAAUACCUAGCGCGUGAACAAGAUGGCCGCCAUGCUGGUACGUCGCAGUUGUUAAUGGCGGGUGGAUUAGCGGGUGUUGUCAGCUGGACGUUAACCUAUCCAUUGGAUAUGAUCAAAACACGCAUGCAGUGUGAUGGAAUCAAUGGAGUUAGUCGAUAUGUGAAUGCGUGGGAUUGUUACAAGAAGAGUAUUGCACAAAAUGGACAUCGAGUAUUGUUUCGUGGUUUAACACCUACUUUAGUCAGAGCUUUUCCGGUGAAUGCAGUGGUUUUCACUGUAGUCACGUGGACUUUACGAGUUUUAGAGAAUGGGUUUAAGUUUGAUUUUAUUGUUAUGCCACAACUGGCUGUAGCGUAAAAUAAAAAUAAAUUUAUGCAUGAAAGUGCAAGAUCUGCAAGUGUAAUUUAUGUAAAUUGUUUAGUUAUUUAAUAAAUUAUGUUUAUUUGUCAUUA
Dalotia coriaria is the source of this 1357-nucleotide messenger RNA. Its product is annotated as mitochondrial basic amino acids transporter-like. Gene Ontology annotation, biological process: mitochondrial L-ornithine transmembrane transport. Lineage: Eukaryota; Metazoa; Arthropoda; Insecta; Coleoptera; Staphylinidae. Gene Ontology annotation, cellular component: mitochondrion. Gene Ontology annotation, molecular function: high-affinity L-arginine transmembrane transporter activity. The record is from RefSeq and is a predicted model, not a curated record.